CGACCAGUUAAUGGGCACGGCGAGGGACGGUUCAGUGUAUCUUUGCCAGCCUACAUCUAUCUGCACGGGAGUUGCAGAAAAGCCUCAUGUUCAUCGAGCCGUGAGUCACACAUGAUUUUUAACGCUGUUAUGAUCCAAUUAUAAUCACACAGCAAUGGUAGUCUAUGAUAUUUGCUUUUCCACAACUUAUUCUGUCAGCCACAGUAAAGAGAGAUUAUUUAAAAAAAAAAAGGCAGCAGGCGGGGUUUAACGUGCGCCGCCGCCGUUUGCGCUACCUAGUACGCUGACUGACAAGGACUAAAUCUAAAAGAAAACAAGGCAAUCCUGCGCCGACGCUCUGCACUUUGACUCUUGUGUAUGAUUCCCAACUUCCUCAUUGCAGGUUUGGUCAAGAAAAGCUUUUUAAUCUUUAAUAAGGCCACGGAAGGGCUGGAGCUCCAGGCGGGUACAGUAUGGGAGAGAAAAAGAGAGGGAGAGCGAGAGAAAGAGAGCUCGCAGUGUGUAUAAAAACUAACACUUUUACUCUGAGCUCAUGCUCUUAUUGUCAUGUUUAAUUUGGUUGUGUGUUUCUUUUCUCUUCACUCACCAUGUGAUUCACUGAAGGAGUGGAAGCUGAUUAUCAUCUGUACAAUACAGUACCAUAUUUAACACGCACAACAUGUUUAUCAUUCAUAUGAACAUCCAUUCAUCUCUGUGUACCAUAUAAAAUGUUUGGUUAAAAAAAAAUACUGGCACUCACAAUGACUAGUGAUUUGGAUUAAAAAAAUAAUAAAUUGGAGUGGACUCGGGUUAUGUAUAAAUCUUGGAAAGAGAACCAGAGUUCAUCUAGCAAAUUUUUACUAGUCACCAUGGAAACAUCAGACAGCUCUAACCUGCUUUCUCGUGGGUGGAGCUUUUAAUCCUUCAGGUGUGUCUGUGUGUGAACCCUGGCUCUAAAACACCGCCAGUUCUUAUACAGCUUUCUAAACAGGGCAGGUUUUAUUUCCACAGCUGUAGUUAGACUACACUUGGUGUUUCUAAACUGUCUGAGAACAAUGUUGUGUGUGUUAAAUAUCGCUGUUUGCCAUUUUGAGCCCAAAGGGAAUGUUAUACAUAAACAAGACACCCACAUCCACUGCCCCAGUUAAACACACCACCCAGAUCCUGACUUCAGAAAGCCUUCACUCGGGCCCGACUGAUAAUAUCAGUAUAAUACGAGAGAGUUGUUGAUAAAAUGGUUGGUAAAUGAUGAAAAGAAACCGAGAUGGAGUGGAUCCUUUAACCGUGUUAUGUGUAUUCAGCUAGUCUGGUUAACACCAGACCAUAUCACAAGUGAAAUAUGGUCUGGAAUCCGCCUAUUGAAUUUCUCGUAGGGGAGGUGUGGUUUGCAAUUGUCAACGGCCAUUUAUUGGACGUUGCGAAUGUCUAUCAUUUGGCGUAUACGUAGCCCAUGGCCAAUCAUGGCAGUUGUACCCGGUGACGUAGUUAGAGCGACGAAGAAGAGAAGGAAAGAGAGAAGGCAAAACAAAAAGACUGUAACGCCAAACGCUGUUCUUUUUUUAAAACAAACUUUCGCUCUAAACUAUUCAGAACAGUGUUUUAAAGCUUGAUCGAAAGUUUGGUUCGUAUCGCUCGCCGCCAUGUUAAAUGUGAUCCGUAAACAGUCCCAAAUAAACUACAAGCUUCCAUUUGUCGAGUAGUACGCAUAACCGUCUUUCCACCCCUCCCCAGUCUCUGAUUGGCUCCCUAACUCAGGCGAGCCUUUAGACCAUAGUUUCCAUGCUGUCUUUUCAGAUCGGAACGAUUGUGCAAAGCAGCAUGGGAUUUCCCAGGUAUUAUAUUCAGCUGUUUAGAGAGUCUGUUUUGGGCAGACAUACGAGUUUUUAGGAUUUUUUUUUUUUUUGGUACAGUUCCUAUAUUAACAAACGAACAAAGUAAAGAAUUCAAAGUGUUGCGAAUUUGAAUUCUUAAUUAUAUUUUAAAAAUAACUCUUAAAUGUCUGUGCUACAUAGUGAAAAAGGCCAACCAGGAAAUUCAUUACUAUUCACAAUUUUAAGUGGUGAAUGGUUGGGCCGUUAUCAGUACCUUUUUUUUUUUUAAAUCGAUAUAGGUGCCAAAAAUCCCUUAUUUGUCGGGCCCUGUUCACAACUACAUUCUAUAUAAAAAUAUAUACGUAUAUUUUAAACCGAUGCCUCAUCAAGGACUCCCUGUGAAGACGUUCAUUCUCAAAAUUACACCUCAUUUGAUGAACUGUAUUAAUUCCCCUCAUCCACCCUGCUGAGGCCCCGCCCCUUCCCCCCAGGUUUAGCAGUGUGUCAUGGUGAGUGUGUGUGUGACAGGCGUGUUCAAACAUGCGUGUGUGUUUUCGCUCACUGCGUGCGCGUGUUGCUGUUGCAGGAGACGAGUCUCGACAGCGGGUGAAGUUCACGGACGAGCGAGUGUGUAAGUCUCACCUGCUGAACUGCUGUCCACAUGACAUCCUGUCCGGCACGCGUAUGGACCUGGGCGAGUGUUCCAAGAUCCACGACCUGGCUCUGAGGGCCGACUACGAGAUCGCGUCGAAAGAGAGAGAUCUGUUCUUCGAGCUGGACGCCGUGGAUCAUCUGGAGUCAUUCAUCGCCGAUUGCGACCGCAGAACUGAACUGGCGAAGAAACGUCUCGCCGAGACGCAGGAGGAGAUCAGUGCUGAGGUUGCUGCUAAGGCAGAGAAGGUGCACGAGUUGAACGAGGAGAUCGGGAAGCUGUUGGCCAAAGCGGAGCAGCUCGGUGCUGAGGGGAAUGUGGAUGAAGCUCAGAAGGUUCUACAGGAAGUGGAGAAAGUGCGCACGAAGAAGAAGGAUGCUGAGGAGGAAUACAGGAACUCGAUGCCUGCCUCCAGUUUCCAACAGCAGAAGCUCCGUGUGUGUGAGGUGUGCUCUGCCUAUCUGGGUCUCCAUGACAACGAUCGUCGCCUCGCUGAUCAUUUUGGUGGGAAAUUGCACCUGGGCUUCAUCCAGAUCAGAGAAAAGCUGGAGCAGCUGAAGAAAACGGUGCAGGAUAAGCAGGAGCGGCGAAACCAGGAGAGACUGAAGCGGAGGGAGGAGAGAGAGCGUGAGGAGAGGAUGAGGAGGAGGACCAGGACCAGAUCACGCAGCCGAGAGCGCAGGAGGUCUCGUUCUCGUGAUCGCGAGCGUGACCGAGAGAGGAGACGGCGGAGAUCUCGCUCUUCCUCGAGGGAGAAACGCAGGUCGAGAUCCCGAUCCCGAGACAGAGAGAGACGCAGGAGACACCGAUCACGCUCCAGAUCUCACUCGCACUCUCGCAGAGAACACUCGCACAGGUCAUCACGAGACCGUCUUAACGGGAGGGCAGAGUCUCGUCGCUCCGGAGACAGAGAGUCCGGAGAGCUCUGAGGGCCGUAACCCACCUUCCUAUAUGGCACAGUUACCAUGGGAAUGACUGUGUGUCACUUGGCUAUGCGUACAUCCUCUUUAACCCCCCCACCCCCGUCCCACCCACCUACCUCUGACCUCUGACCCCUCCCUCAGCUUUUACGUUUCACUUUUAUUUACCAGUACACAGAUGAGUGCAGUGAGUCGUGGCUCUUUAUUCCCACAGCCUGGUCAGUGGGAAUGAGCAGCGCUGCCUUGCACCAUGUUCCCUGGGUUCCAGUGCAUUAUGGUCUUUGUAGUGUUUACAUUCUGUCUGGGGAAGAACUGCCCUUGUGCUCAUCCUGUUGGGUGUGUGUGUAGUGAUUCCCCAAACAGAUGGACAGAACACCUCACACUCCUGCAGGAGCAGAAGGUUAUCAAUGAGUGUGAUGGACUGAAUAAUAUAGGACUCAGAAUGGUGUAUGUUCUCCUCGUUCCUUUUCUUGUUCUUUUAUAAACCCCUCUGAUUCAUCUCGUCCCUCUCUAAUGCAUUAUUAAAUGGAUUUUAUCAACAUCA
This is a messenger RNA of Neoarius graeffei (lesser salmon catfish), 3906 nucleotides long. It is a transcript of the gene luc7l, whose product is annotated as LUC7-like (S. cerevisiae). Gene Ontology annotation, molecular function: mRNA binding. Gene Ontology annotation, biological process: mRNA splice site recognition. Gene Ontology annotation, cellular component: U1 snRNP; U2-type prespliceosome. NCBI's taxonomy places the organism in Eukaryota, Metazoa, Chordata, Actinopteri, Siluriformes, Ariidae. The transcript is spliced from 10 exons. Bases 2331 to 3371 code for a protein of 346 amino acids. The record is from RefSeq and is a predicted model, not a curated record.